Cyclospora cayetanensis is the source of this 1167-nucleotide messenger RNA. RefSeq names its product pachytene checkpoint protein 2 homolog. Gene Ontology annotation, molecular function: ATP binding; ATP hydrolysis activity. Gene Ontology annotation, biological process: reciprocal meiotic recombination; meiotic recombination checkpoint signaling. The transcript has 4 exons. The coding region runs from base 1 to 1167 and encodes 388 amino acids. The record is from RefSeq and is a predicted model, not a curated record. Lineage: Eukaryota; Apicomplexa; Conoidasida; Eucoccidiorida; Eimeriidae. Gene Ontology annotation, cellular component: chromosome; nucleus.
AUGGAAGUUGCUGCUUCAGCUGCAGAACGCAGCCAGGCAACAUUGCCUAAUGGUACUGUACAGCUGGGCUCAGAACAGCGCAAAAUUGAGCUAUGCUGCGAAGUACAGCUAAAUACUGCUGCUCAAGCUGAACUGCAAGUCAUACAUGAAGCUGUAACAGCAUGGCUUGCUUCUUCAGGCCUGACAGUGGCACUGGGCCGCCAUGAUCCGCAGCUGUUAGAAAUUCCACUCCUGGAGAGGGCCUGUUCAUCCAUCCGUAUUGAGCAAGCCCUGCACAGAAGCAGCAUGAUGCAGGUGCAGCUACCGGGGGACACACGCCACAAACGGAGCUACACUGCAUUUAUGGGGAAGUGUAAAACCUCUCUUGAAAGCAACCCGGUGGUACUUCCGUACUGCCAAGUGCACAUGACAGUUCUCCCAUACGUCUUACACGUGGGGGCAGAGGAAGCGGGCAUGCCUGAGGCGGGCGACGAGGGAAGGGCUUAUGCAUUCAAUAAAUGGGUCCUUCCUAACAUAGAAUUUGAAAGCCUUUGGGAAAAUUUGCAUUUCGACGAAGCCAUAAAAGAAAUUCUCUUGGAAUACACCUCCGCAGCUUUGCUCUUUGCAGACAAAAAUGUGGAUCCAAAGCUCAUUACAUGGAAUCGUGUACUCUUGCUUCACGGGCCUCCAGGGAGCGGAAAGACGUCUUUGUGCAGAGCAUUGGCCCAAAAGCUUUCUAUCCGUCUCAGCCAGCGGUUUUCUUCUUCCUUAUUUCUUUCUAUCAAUUCUCCAGCGCUGUUCUCCCGCUGGUUUAGUGAGUCCGGAAAGAUGGUUGCGAAGGUCUUUAGUGAGAUCAGAGGCAUGUUGCAAAAUAAGGACUGCUUGGUGGUUGUUCUAAUAGACGAAGUGGAAUCCCUCUCAGCUUCUAGAGCUGCAGCAGCGUCAAAUGAGCCUUCGGAUUCUGUGCGCGUUGUCAACGCACUUCUCACGCAGAUAGACAUGUUCAGCCGUUUCCCCAACGCUCUGGUCCUGACGACUUCAAAUCUAGCAGGAAAUUGUGAUGCCGCAUUCAUCGAUAGAGCCGACUUGAAGCUGUACAUUCCCUCACCAAGUCCCCACUGCAGACGCAAAAUACUAUUGGACUGCACGAAGGAACUCGUAAGUCUUAAGUCCUCCGCACCCAAAUAA